This is a messenger RNA of Paralichthys olivaceus (Japanese flounder), 1657 nucleotides long. NCBI's taxonomy places the organism in Eukaryota, Metazoa, Chordata, Actinopteri, Pleuronectiformes, Paralichthyidae. The record is from RefSeq and is a predicted model, not a curated record.
GUAUGCCAAGGGCAAGAAGGAGCGCCCUCCCUUUGUUCCACACGACCAGUCAACAUCAGAGGAUGAUUCAGACGCUAUCCCUUAUGAACUCCUGUGUCCAAUCUGCAAUGAACUCAUGCAAGACGCAGCAAUUAUACCCUGCUGCGGAAACAGUUACUGCAAUGAUUGUAUCAGGACUGCCUUAUUAGAUUCAGAGGAGCACAUCUGCAUCACAUGCAAACAAUCAGAUGUUUCACCUGACAGUCUGAAUGCCAACACAUUUCUUCAACAGGCUAUUGAUAAAAUCAGCAUGGGAAUCGGAUGGGUUUAUAAACACAAGCAGACCAAACCUGCAGCACUACCUCCACCUAGCCCUCAGUUGUCCAGACCUGCUGMAUCUCUAUCACAGGUCCAGCCCCCUGCACCCACUCCUCUUGAUCCUCCUGUUGCUGCGACUGCUACGCCUGCUGCUGCUGCUCCUACUCUUCCUCAGGCUGCUUCUGGUGAAGGUCCAGAUGUUUCACCAGCUCCUUCACCUGUCCCCGACCAACAUUCUCCUAUGCACUCCACCACCCAGAUCAAACCACCCCCACCUCGGUCCUACAGAGGUAGAGGAGAUCGCCCCCCCGCCCACCUCCAUACAGCUCCACCUCCUGGACCUGCUCCUCAGGUGUACCCUCCUUCAUCCCUGUACCCGCCCCCAUUACAGCCCUACCCUCYUCCAUGCCUGUACCCACCCCCACCAAAGCUCUACCCUCCUCCAUCAGUGUACUCGCCCCCACGACAGCACUACCGUCGUCCCUACAAUUCUGGCCUUAACCUUCCUCCUCCAACUGGUUACCCACCCCAGCCAAUUUAUGCACGUGAACCACCGGGGCUUAAACCUCUCUGGCUCUCCCCUGGUGUCCAGCCCCCUCUAGCCCACCUUGGACCCUCCUUCUCUCAGCCCCAMAGCUCUAAGGAAGAUUUCUCCAGACAAAGGCACCAACAGGACAAGUCCCGGUCAAAAAGUCGUUCUCCAUUCAGCCGCUCUCCUUACACUCUCUCUAGAUUAAGAUCUAGAUCCAGGUCUUACUCUUAUUCCCCAAGUCGAGCCCGCUCCCGUUCACGCUCUCGUGGCCGGUCUUUUCCAUGCUCCCCUCAUUCCARWCACAAUGAACGUAGUUACAGACGUUCACGGUCAAGGUCCCCUACCUGGUUUCGCCACUCUGGCUCUCCGCAGUGUCCUCCUCYCCUCCGGGCAGGACCCUGGGAGGGAGCAGAAGGAAAGGGACCCUUCAGGUCCCGGUCUCGCUCCCCUGGUGGCUUCCGAAGCCGCAGCCCUGGUGGACAAAGGCAUCCUCCUCAGGAGCUGGCGUCUUAUGAACUAAAGGGACCAAGUCCUGGAGGACAUGAUCGCUGGGACAGAGAAAGGUAUCAACAGGUAUUACCCAGAGAUUACUCCCCUCAGGGUAGAGGAAGAAGAGGGAGAGAAGAGAGAGGUGCUCACCCUCACCAUCCUCCAUCCUCUUCAUCAUCAGGGACUAAGUCCAGCACAUAAGACCUUAAAACAAUGUAUGGAUGUAUUGAGUGAGAGCGUGUCUUCGUACAGCAACUACAACACACAGUCAGCCAGCUGUGGUGUAAUGUAUGAUUUUGUCUGUAUCACCUCCUCUGCAUCUACUAUGUCUACUGUGCC